AUGGGACCGCUGCUUGGAUCUAGUCCCUUUUCCCGGUGGUUGAUCAUAGGAAGCCUCCUACUGGCCACUGUUGGCCUCCUCUGCUCGGUGGACGCAUCUCCAGAGUCUUCGAAAGGGAACGUAAGGAAAAGAGUCCUCCUCGAUCGGACGCCAGUCCUCCCGGAUAAGGUGCGGCUGUUAGCAGAGUGUGGAAGCGGACAGAACUGCACCCGUACCUGCCCGGAGAACUACGCCCUAGACAGUCGGCAACAAUACUGUCGUUCAAAGCGACAAGGAAGUUGCCCACCGGGUUAUGUACAACGUGCGGUUGGUGGCGGAUGUAUAUUGGAGGACAUCCAGUGUCCACCGGGAAGUACCCGCGAAGGUUCCCGAUGCGUUAUUCGUAGCUACAGCUGCCCGCCCGGCUAUGUUUCGAAGGGAACCAGCUGUGUCCGGGAAUCGAUCUGCCAGCCCGGGUAUCGUUGGGAGAAUGGACUUUGCUUUCCGGCUGGGGCGCGUAUCUUCUGCCCACCGGGUUACACCGAGCAACGUAGCGGGAACUGUGCACCGGCUGCCUGUGCCGAUUGUUGUGAUUGUCAGGACGAAACGGUGGCCACCAUUUGUCCACCAGGGUACAGCAACCAUUGGGGCCGUUGCGUGCGGCUGCUGCAAGCCUCACCGGACCUACGGAUCAGUUCGGUGAUGUACCGGUUACCAGUGGAGUGUCGUGCCACGGGAGAAACGUUCAACGAAGGCCGGUGUGAAGCGUGGAGUGUGGUCGGAAGACCGGCCUGUCGCUCGGGGCAUUUCUACAAUGGAUCCUGCGUGGAAGUCGCCCGGUGUCAGCGAGGUACUCUCAACAACGUGUGCUCGUGUGAGUUUGAACAACACUUGGCGGCCACUUGCCCGGUUGGAAAACUCCAGGAACAAGUGCCAGGAAGUUGCAUCGUCUCCAAAGCACACUGUAGGCCACCGGGCCGCUUGCGCAACGGGGUUUGUGUGCGGGAAAGCAAAGCACGAUCGACCUGUCCCGAGGGUGUCCCUUUCCAGCGAGAGUACUGCGCGAUUGAUGUGCCACGGUGCCCUCGAGGCUUCACGCUGGACGAUCAUGGCCUCUGCAAGAAGACGACCCCUUGCCGGAUGGAUUGUGGACCGUAUCAGAAGCACGGAAGUUGGUGUGGACUGACCGCCUCCUGUCCGGAAGGGUACAUCCUCAACGACCACGGAUACUGCGUGCGGGAAACGGUCCAUCCGGCCUACAGUUGCCCGCCGGGGACGAACGAGCACGGACCGGAAUGCAUCAGCGAGACACCACUGUGUCGCUCCAACUAUCACUACAAUCCGAACGUUAAUCUGUGUGUCCGAUGUGACGAACAAGCGAUCCAGUGUCCUCGCGGGAACCUCACGGGUGGUAGAUGUGAGUGGAAUGAGCCGGCAUGCCCGUCCGGUUACCAGUGGUCGGAGGGAAUGUGCAUAAAGAGUGGUGACGAUUACCGUAAGUAUCGCUGCCGGAAGGGUUACGAGUACGAGAACCUGUGCGUCCACGGAGAGCUAGCCUGUCCGAGUGGACACGAGCUACUGGGUGAGAGUUGCACCGUUAAGGAGGACGUUCACUGUCCAGAUGGGUCCUAUCCACUCGACGGUCGGUGUUCGGUGGCCAAGGAGUGUCCGGAACAUUUCCAGGCUGGGUCGGACGCCUGUAUACGUGAGGUACGUCGACUCAUCAAUGCCACACGACUCGUUUGCCCUGGCGGGUUCGAGUACGACGGGGAAGUGUGCAUAAGUCGGACGACAGUGGAGGCGUCGAUCACCCACCGGGAUGUCAUAUGUCCGGAGGGUUACGAACGAAGGUCGGGCGAUUGCGUGAGGACAAUCCAAACGUUUGCCGUGUGCCCACCGCGCACAAUCUACACGGACCGCAACGAUCGAUGCUACUGUGAGGUGGACCUUAUGUGUCCUCAAGGUUACGAACGCACCGGGGCGGACUGUACCUUCCGAUCCGCGGGGUACACUCCAUUCGUGAACUUCCUUAAUCCAUGCUACGGUGCCUUUUGCGCCAACCUGUACUGUCUCAGUCAAUGUCUUGCUCCACCGUGUCCUUUUGAACCGUGUGCUGAUCACCUGGGACCUUCGCCUGUUUCCUCUCUGCCACGUCCUCCUGCAUAUGGUCCGGCGAGCUGUCUAACGGGCGGUCAACAGGAUUGUCCCCCGCAGGAGGUGAUAGGGCUUGUGUGUCCUCCCGGUUACGAGCGGGUCAAUAGUUCCUGCUUCGCUUACUACGAUAAGCGCUGUCCGGAAGGGUACGAGGCGAUCGGUGGAAGCUCAGGAGUGGGCUGUUCCAGAGACGUCAUCCUCCAUCCCAUCUGUCCACCCGGAUACACCCGUGAUGGAGAAAGCUGCUUCCAGGCGUCCUGCCCUAACGGGUUCAAACUGCAGGGAACGACAUGUGAGAAGCGGGAGCUCCGAUCGCCGAAACCUUGCCCACCAGGUUCGGAUCUGUUCAAGGGUGCCUGUUACCGGAGAUCUCUCUGCCGAAACGGAACCAUCGAUGGGUCGUAUUGUGUGGAGCGUGAGUUCACCCGUCCCACCUGCCCGGAAGGAUUCGUUCAGCGUUCGGAGGACUGCGCGAUCGAGGGUUCUUGUAGCGCCGAUUCGAUCUACAUCGAUGGCGCAUGUGUCCGCUUUACCGAACCAGCGACCUGCCCUGGUGGGACGUACCGGUUGGGCCGGCUUUGUGUCUAUCCCGAUCCUCCCGAGUGCGACGACACACCGUUUGUUGCCACCGACUGUACCUCGGAGGUUGACGCUCGUGGACGCUGUUGGCGCAGCACGAUCCCAGUGUGUUCCAAGGGCUAUCAACUGUUGGACGAUCGUUGCGUUAGCUGCCAGACGGAGCAACCGAAUUGCCCGCCUCACAUGACCAUCCAGAGAAGAGAAGUCUGCGUGGCGGAUCGAGUGGUUUGCGGUGAGGGUUACUUCCUGCGUGCCGGCCAAUGCGUGAAGCUGCACGUCGCAAGACCUCGUUGUCCCUCGGAAGAAUACGGUCUAUGUGGAGGCUUCUGUAUCGUAUCGCACACGCACGAGUGCAAGGAGUCGGAGUACGCGGCACCGGUGUGCGCGAAAGGUUUUCAGCUUCAGGGUAAGUGUGUCCAGCUUGGCCGAUGCGAUGCAGAAUACACGCUUGUACAUGGGGAAUGUUAUCUGCGAACCUUUGCUGAUCCAUCGUGCCAUGGAAAGGGCACCCGGGUGGGUUCUUUGUGCGUCGGUGGAACACCCCAGUGUCCGUCAAACUACGCCCUCAUGGGUGGACAAUGUUACAGCGGUCUGAUAGAGAACGCACACUGCGCCAGUGGUGCCACGUGCUCGGAGAGCUUCUGCCAGCUAGAAGCACCACGGUGUACCACUUCCGGAGCGAUCUUCGAUGGGCAAGUAUGCCGACAGCUGACCUCCAAUAAGCCUUCAUGCCCCGCUGGUACCAGCCCGGAUCGGUACGACACAAACUUCUGUCAACUGAAGACCGAGAAAGCCAUCUACAACUGCCCCGAGGAAUACCACUACCACAACGGCGUCUGUCUGAAGAAACUCUACAAAACCCCGGCAUGUCCAGAAGGCUAUAAACUACGGCACGGAGUUUGCUACAAACGUGUCUGCACACGGAUGUCCUCGGGUUCCAGCUGUACCGAUGGUUUGCCGAUGCAUCCCGCUAUCACCUGCACGCAAUGUCUCAAUGGAACCACAAGCUCCAUGCCAAGUAAUGAUGACACGGCAGCUACGCAAGGUACGGUCGAUCUGUGCUGUUCGGUGUUCUCGCCAAGAAUUUGCCAGGCAUCGGGUGUUUGCCACCACGAGCGUGAAACCAUCUGCGGGUCGUUCUGUUUCACGGAGGAUGACAAUAUCUAUCUCACCGUGGCGCACUCAAUACAGAUCGGAUCAAGAUGGUACUUGGCCCCACGGCGGGUCAUUGAUGAUGAGGACGACGAAGGAUCAGGUGAUACUGGCAAUAAUAUUGAUAUUCAUGUGAUCUACAAUACACCUUCUAACAGAAAUAGUUUGGAAUGCUCACGUUGCAUUGUUCAGCCAGAUAAUUGUCCGAAGCAUUGCAACACUUACGAUUGCCAAGCGGCGGAAGAGGAAUGCAAUUUUACCGAUGCAUCCACGUUCUGUGCACAGUAUCGAGGAGGAAAAAUAUGCGAAAAUAUGCGUCUAGGGUAG
This is a messenger RNA of Anopheles coustani, 4191 nucleotides long. RefSeq names its product neurogenic locus notch homolog protein 1-like. Lineage: Eukaryota; Metazoa; Arthropoda; Insecta; Diptera; Culicidae. The record is from RefSeq and is a predicted model, not a curated record. Bases 1 to 4191 code for a protein of 1396 amino acids. The transcript has a single exon.